GUUGCGGUCAAAUUAGCCAGGGUUCCUCAAGCAAACGACACGGAACUGGUGAAUAGGACAAGCAAGAGGAUUCGUCGCGAGGCUUAUGUUUGGAUUACCUUAGAGCAUGAAAAUAUUCUUACUUUCAAUGGUGUUGUUGAUGGCUUUGGGCCACUCCCUGCCCUAGUUUCUCCAUAGAUGGAAAAUGGAUCGCUCGAUGAUUAUCUGAAAAGGGGACGUGUUCCUUCCAAGGCCGACAAACUGAGAAUGUUGAGACAGAUGGCGGCCGGCCUCAAGUAUUUACAUGACAAAGAAGUGGUCCGUGGCGAUUUAAGAUGUCCGAUGGGAGGCUCAAUCUUGCAGACUUCGGUCUCUCAAUGAUCCUUUCGGAAGCACAAAACUCCACCUUCAGUUCGUGCCAUCCAGGAAAUGUGCAGUGGAUGGCGCCUGAGAUGCUUGCUAUGCCUGAGCAAGGGGAGGUGGCGAUACCAACCAAGGCCGCCGAUGUUUACUCAUAUGCUUGCAUCAUGCUUCAGGUGUUUUGUGGAGGUACGCCUUACCUCCGGCUAACGCAAGCGAACCACGUUGUUGCAGCAAGAAUGGCAGGAACAGAGCCCUUCCGUCAAUUCACUGAUAUCGAAGACGUACACAAGGAGUAUUCGUUGAAAUGCGUAUCUGUCAGGUCCAGAGAUCGACCAGUGGCUUCUGCGGUUGUAAAGCAGAGUAACAACAAUACAAUGAACUAGCCUAGGAUGCUGUGUAUUCGGAACGACAUUU
Molecule: messenger RNA, 756 nt
Organism: Suillus discolor
Lineage: Eukaryota; Fungi; Basidiomycota; Agaricomycetes; Boletales; Suillaceae
Product: kinase-like domain-containing protein
Exons: 6
Coding region: 315-725 (136 amino acids)
Biological process (GO): protein phosphorylation
Molecular function (GO): ATP binding; protein kinase activity
Source: RefSeq, a predicted model, not a curated record